ACUAGAUAAAUAAAGUCUCAUUUGUCUUUUACAAAUGUGUUUUAAAAGAUUAUUAACAUAAUAAUAGUAUUAUAACUAUGGCGGGUCAUGGCUUUUAAAGGCCUCCAUUCCUAUUUCCUACCUCUCUGAGUUAUUUCAUUGAAGUGCACUCAACGUUCUCCAUUGAAGCGUUCUCCGUUGAAUCUAAUUCUUGGAUCCCCCAUUGAAGCAGCUUCUAAGGUGUUUCAGAAAAUAUGGAAAUUGAAGAGGAUGAUAACUAUGAGGAAUACAUCCCCGUUCAUAAGCGAAGGGCUAUGUUAAAAGAAAAAAUACUUCAGAAGGGGAAAGAAUCAAACACAAAUGAAGUUGAAUCUGAGAAAGAGAAGACUGAGGAGGCUAAGCCCAGUCUUCUCGUUAAAGCUACACAAUUAAAGAAAGAUGUUCCGGAGAUCAGUGCCACUGAGCAAAUUGUCCUACAAGAAAAGGAAAUGAUUGAGAAUCUUUCAGACAAGAAAUCCCUGAUGUCGGUUCGAGAGCUGGCAAAAGGUAUAACAUACACAGAGCCUCUUUGGACUGGGUGGAAACCUCCCCUGGCCAUAAGGAGGAUGUCGAAGAAGCAGUGUGACACCAUUCGGAAGCAAUGGCAUAUUAUUGUUGAUGGUGAUGACCCUCCGCCGCCUAUCAAGACUUUUAAGGAGAUGAGGUUUCCUGAACCUGUAUUGGAGGAGUUAAAAUCGAAGGGCAUUUUUCAACCCACACCAAUCCAAGUGCAAGGGCUUCCUGUCAUUUUGUCUGGUAGAGACAUGAUUGGUAUUGCAUUUACUGGUUCGGGGAAGACAUUGGUUUUUGUCUUGCCCCUCAUAAUGUUGGCCCUGCAGGAAGAGGAAAUGAUGCCUCUUGAACAUGGAGAAGGCCCGUUUGGGCUUGUAGUUUGCCCUUCUAGGGAGCUCGCGAGGCAGACUUAUGAGGUUGUGGAGCAGUUUCUGAUUCCGCUUAAGAAGGCUGGAUGGCCAGAACUGAGGCCAUUGCUGUGCAUUGGAGGGGUGGAUAUGAAAUCACAAUUGGACGUUGUCAAGCAGGGUGUUCAUAUAGUUGUUGCCACUCCAGGGAGGCUCAAGGAUAUGCUUGCCAAGAAGAAAAUGAAUCUGGAUAACUGCAGAUAUUUAUGCCUGGAUGAGGCUGAUCGACUGGUCGAUUUAGGAUUUGAGGAUGACAUCAGAGAAGUCUUUGACCAUUUUAAAGCUCAGAGGCAGACAGUUCUUUUCUCUGCCACUAUGCCAACAAAGAUCCAGAAUUUUGCUAGAAGUGCAUUGGUUAAGCCUAUUGUUGUUAAUGUCGGUAGAGCUGGGGCUGCUAAUCUUGAUGUCAUUCAAGAAGUUGAGUAUGUGAAGCAGGAGGCCAAAAUUGUUUACCUCCUAGAGUGUUUGCAAAAGACACCGCCCCCAGUUCUUAUAUUUUGCGAAAACAAAGCUGAUGUGGAUGAUAUCCAUGAGUAUCUCCUUCUGAAAGGGGUUGAAGCAGUUGCCAUCCAUGGAGGCAAAGAUCAAGAGGAUAGAGAAUACGCCAUAAAAUCUUUCAAAGCCGGAAAUAAAGAUGUCUUAGUUGCCACUGAUGUUGCCUCUAAAGGGCUGGAUUUCCCCGACAUUCAGCAUGUUAUCAACUAUGACAUGCCUGCUGAGAUUGAGAAUUAUGUCCAUCGUAUAGGUCGGACAGGAAGAUGUGGGAAAACAGGAAUCGCGACAACAUUCAUAAAUAGAAACCAGAGUGAGACUACACUGCUUGAUUUGAAGCAUCUUCUGCAAGAAGCCAAGCAGAGAAUACCACCUGUAUUGGCUGAACUUGAUGACCCAAUGGAUGAUUUAGAGGACCUCGUGGAUGCAAGUGGAGUCCAAGGGUGUUCGUAUUGUGGGGGGCUUGGUCACAGGAUCCAAAAUUGCCCAAAAUUGGAGCAUCAGAAGACACAACAGCUUGUUAAUUCGAGAAAGGAUUAUUUUGGUGGUGGGGGCUAUAGAGGAGAAAUCUGAUGCUUUUCUCUGCUCAAUUUUCUUAGUUUUUCUUGUAUUUUUAACAUCUUGCUGUUUACUCCCCGUUGGUGUGCUUGAGAUCUUAUGUUCUUUAUAUUACAUGUAUGAAGCUCAAUGUUUCACGAUAGUUUAGGUUGUAUAACAAUAUCAAUAUUACUUUUGAGAGAUGAAGAGAGAUAGAUGAUCCAAAUUAGUUGAUUUUAGAUAUUUACUAGAUUUUGGCCGGUUAAUGCUCCGUGUUAUUGUAUGAUACACGUACAAUAAGCAUGCAUGCUUAUGUCUUCCUGUUAGAUAUAUUAUAUUAUUCACUACUUAAUUAGUUUUAGUGA
Molecule: messenger RNA, 2332 nt
Organism: Chenopodium quinoa (quinoa)
Lineage: Eukaryota; Viridiplantae; Streptophyta; Magnoliopsida; Caryophyllales; Amaranthaceae
Product: DEAD-box ATP-dependent RNA helicase 35-like
Exons: 3
Coding region: 234-2003 (589 amino acids)
Biological process (GO): mRNA splicing, via spliceosome
Cellular component (GO): spliceosomal complex
Molecular function (GO): RNA helicase activity; RNA binding; ATP binding
Source: RefSeq, a predicted model, not a curated record